GCCGCUGCCCUGCAGCCCGAAGAUAUGCAACAGGCCUUCCAGCUGCAAUUGCAAAGCUAUAUGGAAAUGAUGCGUCAAAUGGCUCCCGAAACCAUACAAAAUCCAGCUGCUGCCCAAUUUUUGUUGCAGAACUCCUUGCAGGCCAUGAUCCAGUUACAGGCCUUGCAACAAUUGAAACAACAACAACAGCAGCAACCAAUGAAGAAAUAUUCUACCCCACAAAAUAAAUCCCCCUUGAGAAGUCCCUCUCUCAGCCCUGUUUCCAGGCAUAGCUCUUCGCAGCAGACCACACCACCAAAUUCCGCUCAUUUACCCAUGACCCUGAGCAGUGCUGCCAUGACCCCUAACACACCCGGUAUGACACCAGCUUUUCCCACAGCCUCACUGAGUCAAGCCUCAGCUUUGAGCUACUCGAGUACCCCACAAAAUUCGAAGAGUUCCAGUGCCAAUACCCUCUCCCAAGCUGCACGCACCUUGGAUCAAUCGCCUGAAGAAACCACCGAUUUGGAGGAAUUGGAACAAUUUGCAAAGACCUUCAAGCAGAGACGUAUCAAAUUGGGUUUCACCCAAGGUGAUGUGGGUUUGGCCAUGGGUAAACUCUAUGGCAAUGAUUUCUCCCAAACCACAAUCUCCCGAUUUGAGGCCCUCAAUUUGAGUUUUAAAAAUAUGUGCAAAUUGAAGCCUUUGCUACAAAAAUGGUUGGAAGAUGCCGACAACACAGUGUCCAAACCAGGUGGCAUUUUCAAUCUCUCCGCCAUGACCUCAGCCCCCUUGGCCACCCCUGAAAACAACAUCAUGGGUAGACGCCGCAAGAAGCGUACCUCCAUUGAAAGCAAUGUUCGCUCCACCCUCGAACGGGCCUUUGCCAUUAACUGCAAACCCACCUCAGAGGAAAUCAAUCAAUUGGCCGAUCAAAUGAACAUGGAAAAAGAAGUGGUACGUGUAUGGUUCUGCAAUCGCCGGCAAAAGGAGAAACGUUCCAAUCCCUCUCUCGAUUUGGAUAGCCCCACUGGUACACCACUCAGCAGUCAUGCCUUUGGUUAUCCUCCCCAGUCGCUUAACCUCACCAAUGGUUUGGAAGCCUCCUCGCUAUGUGGCAGCUCCAUCAGUUCAUUAUCGCCCACCCACUACAAUGUCAAACAUGAAUGA
Molecule: messenger RNA, 1149 nt
Organism: Musca vetustissima
Lineage: Eukaryota; Metazoa; Arthropoda; Insecta; Diptera; Muscidae
Gene: pdm2
Product: POU domain protein 2
Exons: 3
Coding region: 25-1149 (374 amino acids)
Biological process (GO): regulation of transcription by RNA polymerase II
Molecular function (GO): RNA polymerase II cis-regulatory region sequence-specific DNA binding; DNA-binding transcription factor activity, RNA polymerase II-specific
Source: RefSeq, a predicted model, not a curated record